AUGAGAUACACAAUACCACCACCUACACCACCUACACCACCUACACCGAGCAAUGACUUUGUCUCGCAGAACAAGUACCGUAUCCCCCAGAAGGGGCUGAAGCCGGAGACUGCGUACCAGUUGAUUCACAACGAUUUGGUGCUGGACGGUAACCCGACGUUGAACCUGGCAUCGUUCGUCAACACCUACAUCACCGACCAGUUGAAGAACUUGACGUUGGAGAACGUGGUGAAGAACUUGGCAGAUGCGGACGAGUAUCCCACGCUUAUUGAUUUGACACAGAGAAACGUCAGUAUCCUGGGUAAGCUAUGGCACGGGAAAGGCCAGGAGCCAAUCGGAACUGCUACAACCGGUUCCUCGGAAGCUAUCAUGCUUGGUGGAUUGGCAAUGAAGAAGAUUUGGCAGCAGAAGCGUAAAGCAGCUGGUAAAGACUUCUAUAAGCCAAACAUCAUCAUGGGUGCCAAUGCACAGGUUGCUCUUGAAAAGUUUGCCAGAUACUUUGAUGUUGAAGCUAGGCUGGUGCCAGUGUCUAAGGAGUCCAAGUACAUCUUGGACUUGAGCAAGAUUGAAGAUUUGGUUGAUGAGAACACAAUUGGUAUCUUUGUCAUCCUGGGCUCCACAUACACAGGUGCAUUUGAAGACGUCAAGGCUGUUAACGAUCUGCUUGACGAUAUUCAGGAGCGUAAGGGGUUUGACGUUCCGAUCCACGUCGAUGGUGCAUCAGGUGCUUUCGUUGCACCUUUCCUAUUCCCAGAAUUGGAGUGGGACUUCAGAAUCAAGAGAGUUGUCAGUAUUAACACCUCUGGCCACAAGUUUGGUUUAGCAACUGCUGGUCUGGGGUGGAUCAUCUGGAGAAAUGGUGACCUGCUUCCAGAUGAAUUGGUGUUCAAGCUGAGAUAUCUCGGUGGUGUAGAAGAGAGUUACAACUUGAACUUUUCCAGACCAGGGUACCAGUCGAUUCAGCAGUACUACAACUUCCUCCACUUGGGGUUCGACGGCUACAAGAAGAUCCACUCGACGUCUUUGAGAAAUGCCCGUAUGCUUUCGAACUAUCUCGAGAAGACCGAGUACUUUGAAGUUGUGUCCUACAUUCACAGAAAGAACGCUGUGGAUGACAACAUCAAGCACCAAGAGGACAUCGACCUGACCUACUUCAACCCUGGUCUACCAGUUGUUGCGUUCAAGUUCACAGACUCGUUCAAGGAGACUUACCCAAACAUCCCACAGUCCAUCAUCUCAACUCUGCUGCGUAAGAACGGUUGGAUCAUUCCAAACUACCCUCUCCCUCCAAACGAGGAAGACACUGAGAUCCUGCGUGUUGUGUGUCGUACUGAGCUCACCGGUGACUUGAUACACAGACUCAUCGCCGACAUCAUCAAGGUCACAGAGAGUCUCAUCAAGAGCGAUGAGAUGUACAUCAAGUCUGUGCAGACCGAUGACCUCGAGUCCAAGAAGGACUACAUCUACAAGCUGCUGAAUGCCAUUGCCUCGGGAGGCGAGGACUUCGACCUGAUGGAGAAGCAUCAGGAACACAAGGAGAAACACCAUUCGACUUUCAAAGGUACUUGUUGA
Messenger RNA from Williopsis jadinii, 1572 nucleotides. RefSeq names its product glutamate decarboxylase GAD1 (gene GAD1). NCBI's taxonomy places the organism in Eukaryota, Fungi, Ascomycota, Saccharomycetes, Phaffomycetales, Wickerhamomycetaceae. The record is from RefSeq and is a predicted model, not a curated record. Gene Ontology annotation, biological process: L-glutamate catabolic process. The coding region runs from base 1 to 1572 and encodes 523 amino acids. Gene Ontology annotation, cellular component: cytosol. Gene Ontology annotation, molecular function: pyridoxal phosphate binding; glutamate decarboxylase activity. The transcript has 3 exons.